Messenger RNA from Emericellopsis cladophorae, 1023 nucleotides. Its product is annotated as D-amino-acid oxidase-like protein. The transcript has 3 exons. The coding region runs from base 1 to 1023 and encodes 340 amino acids. Lineage: Eukaryota; Fungi; Ascomycota; Sordariomycetes; Hypocreales; Bionectriaceae. Gene Ontology annotation, molecular function: D-amino-acid oxidase activity; FAD binding. The record is from RefSeq and is a predicted model, not a curated record.
AUGACGGACUCUCAGUCAAACCCGACGGUCGUUAUCAUUGGCGCAGGGAUUAUUGGCCUCACUACUGCCCUCAAACUUCAAGCGCAUUUACCUCCCUCAUCAACAGACAUACUGCUGGUCGCCAAAGAAUGGCCCACGUCCAUCCCAGGCGCACCGCCCUCUCACUCUGUCGACUAUGCGUCCAUGUGGGCGGGCGCACACGUCCGCCCCAUUCCAGCUUCUACCCCACAGCUCACACGCGAAGCAGCAUGGCUGAAGACGACGUGUACUGAGUUUGCAAGGCAGGUGGAGAAGGAGCCGUCGAUUGGCGUCACGAGCACAAAAGGAGUUGAGUUUCUGGACAACCCGCCAGAAAACUAUGCGGCGCAGACAAAAGAGAGGUUCGAGACGGAGACCGGCCUCGUUGGGUACAGGAGAUAUAACGAUGAAGACCUCCCACGGGGCGCGAAGCUGGGGUACGAGUACUCUACGUACUGCAUCAACGCGCCGGUGUACUGCGCCAACUUGCUCAGAAAGUUCAUUGCGAGGGGUGGGCGGACGAUGCAAAGAGACCUCAGGACCGAGUGGGAGGCCUUCAUUUUGCGGGACGAUGUCAAGAUGAACCAAGAUGGCUCGUGGAGUUUCAUCAUUCCUCGCUUCUUCGACGGUGGAACAAUCAUGGGAGGCACUAAAGAACCGGGGAGUUGGCAUGCCGAGCCUAACGCCGCCCAACGGGCGAAACUGCUCAAGGGAGGCCACGCGCUGACAAAGUACGCCACGGACGAGGCGGUCAGAGCACCACAAGACGUCAAGGUGAUUGCCGAUGUAGUCGGUAGACGGCCCACGCGUGACGGUGGAGUGAGGAUCCAAGUUGAAGAGAAGCGACUCACUGGGACAUACGGCGAGUUGAAGACGGGCCACGUGGUUCACGCGUAUGGCGCCGGAGGGCGAGGCUUCGAGAUCAGCUGGGGCGUCGCGGAAGAAGUGAGCCAACUGGCCUCCCGGGGUUUCCAAGAUCUUGUCGGGACAAAAGCAAAGCUGUAA